AUGGGGGUUGAUGGAUUUUUCAACCCUCAUGGAGAUAGCACCACCGACUCCUUCUCUCCUUCUCAACCAACCAUAGCCGAGUUGAGUGCCCAAAUGGCUCAACUCCUACAGACGCAGACUUUGGCCCCGAAUUUGAUCCUGAAUCAGGAUCCUAUUUUGAUGACCCCAAACCCGAUCUGGAAUCAGGAUCCUAUUUUGACGACCCCGACCCCGACCUCGACUAUGACGACGACGACCCCGACCCCUGACUCCGAUGAUGACCACGACCCCGAAUUUGACAAUGAUUCAGACCUCGAUCCCGAUUUCGACUCCAACUCUAGCCCCGACUCAGGCUCAGAUCCCGAUCCGAAUUCCUACUCAACCUAUUGCGCAUAUUAUGGUGAUCCGAGACACACUCGUGAGACUUGUUUUAAAUUGCAUGGCUACCCCGAUUGGUGGGCUACUCUUAAAGAUCGAGGACAAUGCAAUAUGACCAGUAAUGGUACUAGUUAUGGAUUCCAUACUUCUGAUAAGAUUGAUUCCAGGAGUUGGAUAAUUGAUUCUGGUGCAACUGAUCAUAUGACUUUUGAUCCUGAUGAUUUUCUGAAUACUACACAACCUCGACGAACCUGUAUUGCAAAUGCCAAUGGCGUUACUUAUCUUGCGACAGGAGCUGGCACUGUUGCACUCUCAUCCUCUCUCACACUGUCUAAUACUUUACUUGUUCCAUCUUUGUCCACUAAAUUGUUGUCCGAUAUUCACACUAAGGAGAUUCUUGGUCGUGGUACUAAGAGAGGGGGGGUAUAUUAUGUCGAUGACUUCAGUCCUGGCAUGGCUAACAGUGUGACACAUCCCUUUGAUAGCAAACAAAAGCAAAUCUGGUUAUGGCACCGUCGAUUGGGACAUCCAUCUUUUAGUUAUAUGAAGCAUCUUAUACCAGAUUUAUUCUCAGGUUUCAAGGACUCAGACUUCACAUGUGAUACUUGUAUUUUGGCCAAGAGUCACCGUGUGCCAUACCCGUUGAGUACGAACAAGUGUACUACUCCAUUUACGUUAAUUCACUCUGAUGUCUAG
Prunus armeniaca (apricot) is the source of this 1053-nucleotide messenger RNA. The record is from the annotation of a GenBank genome assembly. Lineage: Eukaryota; Viridiplantae; Streptophyta; Magnoliopsida; Rosales; Rosaceae.